Messenger RNA from Silurus meridionalis, 4029 nucleotides. RefSeq names its product glutathione hydrolase 6. The transcript has 3 exons. Gene Ontology annotation, cellular component: extracellular exosome. NCBI's taxonomy places the organism in Eukaryota, Metazoa, Chordata, Actinopteri, Siluriformes, Siluridae. The record is from RefSeq and is a predicted model, not a curated record. Bases 626 to 1711 code for a protein of 361 amino acids.
UCAGACCGGAAAUAGGACAAGAGCUUUACCUGCUUUCAAAGCGAAAGGCAACCGCGACCUUGAUUAAGCGCAUGUCACUUAUUCGAGCGGUGUGUCCGCACUGUUCAUGCCCGAGUUAAAAUGGUGGUAGUGGAUGUUCAGUACACGAAGGUAGCCACAGAAAACCAGGAUGAAAUAGAAGCCGAGCGCGCGCACGAGGACAGCGAUGAAGAACAAGUGACAGUCUACUUCACGCAGCCUAAAGAUAGACUGCAGGGAACAACAGGAAAGAGGCUCACAUGUUUCCGUGUCUCAGUGGCUCUGUUUCUGCUGGGUAUCGUCUCAGUUUUUGCACUUCUUCAGUGGUAUGAUUGGUGGCCUGAUUCUGAAGGGUUUUACAAUGCAGAAAGGAAUACGAAGAACAUUUCAAAGGAACAGGAAGAACAUCAUCAUGACACCGCCAUAGAUGAUGAUGAUGAUGAUCAUAAAAUGGAGAAGAACCUCACCACCAUGUGCACACUGCACUGUUCCACCAUGCUGUUGUCUUGACAGCUUCCGGUUUGGAUAUUUUUUCUAAGAUUAGUGCAUUUGUGCCAAUCAACAUACAUUUUGAGACGGUUUAGCUUCUGACUGUUUUAACGAGGCAAUGUUGUUGCUAUGUGCAGCCAACUGUUCCAGCAUUGGUAAGACACUUCUCCAGGAGGGAGGAAACGUGGUGGAUGCAGCUAUCGCUUCGCUGCUUUGCUUGGGAGUCGUCCACCCACACACAGCUGGAGUGGGCGGUAUAUUCUCAGCCGUCCUGUACAACAGCACAUCAGGCUCACUCAAGACAAUACAUUCAGUUGCACACCAAAUGUCAUCCACUACCUUCGGAAUCCCAUCUAUUCUGCAGGGCAUUAAAGAACUCCACUCUCACUGGGGACAAUGUGAAUGGAGGCAACUUUUCAAAGAAGCCGUAACGCUUGCUCAGGACGGGUUUCUCAUAGAUGAUGUCCUUGGCAGGGCGUUGGAAAGCCAUAAGGAGGAAAUACUCCUAUCCAAGCUGUGUGAUCUGUUCUGUGAUGCGCCCGGCAGCAUGAAAUCGGUGGGUGCGAUGGUCCAAAAUCCGAAUCUGUCAGAGCUUUUGCAGCGCGCCAGCCAGAAUGAGAACAAUUUCCUAGAAACGCUGGCCGUGAAAUUGUCCGAAGACCUCUCCCCGAGUGAGAGGCCAGCCUUCUUAGCCGCCAUUCAGCACAGCCGUGGAGAAAUCAAUGACUCUCUUAUCAUCGAGGGAGAGAAAUAUUCUGUCCUUUCAGCCGCUUUGCCUUACGCAGCCCAGAUGCUAUCUGAUAUAUUAGAGCGAGUCAGGCAGCAAAGCCUCUCCUUUCGGAAUGGUGCAGAUUUUAACAGGACCUUUGCUUCCUACAGUGCUCUCUUACCCUUGAUUCAAGAACGCAACAAUUCAUCCCUGGAUGAAAAGUAUCCGGGCCUCCUAGACACAUAUUCGCUUAAUACUCAAAACAGUCACAUUGCUGUGCUGGAUAAAUAUGGUAAUUAUGUAAUUAUGUCAGCCUCACUCAACAGCACAUGGGGAUCCGGGCGAUUUUUGCCAUCCAGUGGAAUUCUCCUCAACAGCUUCACCAGAAACAUCUCAAACUCACCUUACUUAAACAUUCCAUUGCUUCUAAGACUCACCAAGAUGACUACUCUCAUGAUGACAACACAGAAGUCAAUGAAGAACAAAAUGAAGUAGAAGUUUUGGCCAUUACUGGGGGGCUUUCAGCUUUAUUUAAUGCUGCUCUUCUUUUGCACUGCAGGAUUGACUUAGGAAUGUCUUCGAAAGAAGCUAUUAGCAGCCCUCUGGUCCAUUUAGAGCCGGGAACGUCAUCUGCAUUUUGUCUGUCUGCCACUCUGAAUGACUCAGACUUCUAUAUGAUGUUCUCUGAUGGUAGACCUGAGUUCCAGCAGGUGGACGAGUGCUCAGAUCAUUCUUCUGCCAUGCUUCUGCGAUUACACGCAGACCACGUAGGCGCAUUUGGAGCCCCAGCUGCUAAUGCUCAUAUUGAUGGAUACUGACUGUGUUUUUUGCAUUCCAACCGUGUCGAUUUGUAGUUAUGGUGGUGAUGUACAAGAAUGAAAACAACUAGAGUAUCGGUCAUUUUAGUCCAUCGGUUCACGCCGAAAUAUUUUUUACAGGUUUUUUCCUUUAUUUGCAUGAAAUACAAAAAAGUAAAUAAGAGAACAACUGUCAUGCAGUCAUGCUAAUGGCUACUGAAGUGAGCUCCUUUUAGCUGAGUACAGUGCACUGUACAAUUUUGCUGUCUCAGACAACAACCACACAUCAUAACAUAAUUUACUGGUUUAGAAUCUCUUUGGCGGUCUUAGAAUCUAUAAUAUGACCAGUUUACCCAUAGCAGAUUUGAUGGCACUGCUGGCGUAGCAGUAUACUUUUUCGAUGGAUCCCAUGAGUUUGCUCAGAUGUAUUAGUGCAGCUACAAACACAGUAGUGCCACUGGCAUGUGAAUGAACUGCUGGAAUCACAUAAUGUUAAACACACUUCAUUUACAUGAACUAGCUGAUUGUUAUGUGAACACAUUUAGUAAUUCCAUAUUCUUCCACAACAUUGAAGUGCGGAUAUCUGGGCAAUACAGGUAAAUUGAUUGAUCUUGAAAGUACCCUGUGCACAUUUAAGUGAUCUCUGAACUAUUACUCAAGGUUAUUAGAGGGCACUUACAUUUCUUUACACAUAGUUUGUAUUAGGUUUAAAUAGUGUUUGUGUUAAUUUAUUGUGCUCCCAUUUGGUUUGGUGGCAAGUGUUACAAUGACUACUGCCUCUUUGUAGUCCUUGUAAACCUGAUAGAUUUAAUCAUGCAUCUUAUAUAAUCCCAAGUCUCAAAAUAGUGCAACAGUACACUAUAUCAUAUUUUUUGCAUCCUGAAAAGCAGAGAUAUCUGUUCCCUGCAGUUAUGCAUAGUGCAUAACUGGCCCUGCUCUUUAGGUGGGGAAAUGGCAUUUCUCCCCCAUGUGGUGAAAUCGUCAGUAUCUGUUAAGCCAAGCAAGAUAUCUAUGAAUUUGUGCAUGCAGAAGAGGCCAGUUAGCGCUUCCACUCAAGCAUGACCAACAGCUCAAAAAGAUGUGACGGCUUCACAUGCAAGCCAGACUAGAUGUGCCCAAGAAGCAGCUACUUUCACAGAAUUUGAUUGGCAAAAUAACCACAAGGAUAAUGAAUUUACUCGGGCUGUCAAAAUGAACACGUUGAUAACACCUUAACGCAAAUUCAUUUAACAGCAUCAAUUUUAUUAACGCUUGAUUAAUGCAGCGUGCAUUCCUGUUUCUCUUUCCUGUUAGGUUCUUUUUUGAAAAAUAAAUAAAUAUAAAAGAGAAAUUAAGAUCACAACACACAUUUUUUCACGAGUCCUUUUCUUUACUUGGAUAUAAAAAAAUUUACUACACCGAAAAAAGUUUUUAAUCACUAAACAUGCGAUCAAUCACGAUUAAAUAGGGUUUUUUUUUGUUGUGAUAUUAGUAUCAUUUACAUGAUACUAAUGUCUUCAAACACACUGUUUAACAACCUUUUAACAUUUUAUGUCGUUAUUUGUUUGUGCUCUGUAUUUGUCUCAUGCACUGAAAAGCGUAUUGUGUUAAAAUUAAAAUGAAUUUUUUAGGUUUAUUUUAUUAUUAGGGAGAAUAUCAUGUGAUUUAGUCAGUCCAAUUGUGUCUAGCUAAGUGUGCAAGAUGUAUUAGAGCAAAUGGUGUCAAAGAUAUGACCUGCAGGUCAGGCCUGACCCAGUGAAGGUUCUGCUCAGGCACACCAAAUGAAAUUAAAAUCCAUCUUCUAAGUUGAAAUCGUCUUAGUGACCAUAACUGAAUUGGAAGAUUGAAAAAAAGAAGCACAAGGCAGAAAAUAAAAUGAUAAUAUAUAAUUAUUUAUUAAUACUGUAAGCUAAAAAAUAGAUUCUGCAUCUAAUUUUUUUUUUAAAUAUCCAAAAUAACCAAUUUAUGUGUGAAUUGUUAUGCAUAUACAACCUGUUCAUUUCUAAGUGUGAAUAAACAUGAGUUUCAUUUUGUGAA